AUGGGUAAAAUUGGGGACAUAACUAUACAGACGGAUGGCGGUAAGGAAGUUUAUCGCUCUGGGGAGGAGGUGAAGGGAGUAUGGCGCGUGCAUGUAAUUGAGCGCGUUACAGUAAAUGACGUCGCUGUCAGUUUGAAUGGAGAAACAUACGUCAAGUGGACAGAAAGCAGCGUCGAGGCGAGGGCACCCGACUUAAAAUUUAUCUCCCGAGAAAAGUACACAAACCAGAAGAAAGCAGUAGUGUUUCAAAAAACAACUUUGGAAGCAGGAGUACAUGAGUAUCCAUUCAGCUUUCGAAUGCCAACUGAUAAAAUGCCAUCCUCCUUUGAGGGAAAGCGAGGCUGUACACGUUACUGGCUGUACCUGAAGAUUACGCGACCAUUGCCAUGGCGAGAUGUUGUCAGUGAUAAGUGCGUAACCUUUAUUGACGAUGUGGAUAUAAAUCUACAAUAUUAUGCUAAACCACUUACCAAGAAAAAAUCAACACAUUUGUCAAAGAUACUCGGAUUUGGUGAUGCUGGGGAAGUAACUUUGACAGCGAAUGUACACAGAACUGGCUUUUGUGCUGGGGAGGCUAUACCCGUAACAGUGGAUGCUGUAAACGCUUCCUCGAAAGAUUUGGGAAAGCUGAAGGUCUCCUUGGUGCAGAGAGUAUCAUAUAAAGCAAAUGGUGAUACAGAAACAGAGGACACCGUGAUCUACACCAAAACUGGGUCAGAUCCAAUCAAACAGAGACAUACAAGGAGCUGGAAGGACGAGCUGGUACAUAUAGAUGCCGUUCCUCCAUCUACACGGACAAGAGCCUCUUUCUGUCUAAAUGUCUCGUACUUUAUCAAGGUAUACAUUGACAUUUCCUUCCUGAGUGGUGGUGAUCUGGUACUCUGGCUACCCAUCACCAUUGGUACUGUACCACAGGGCUACAAAAAAGCAACACCAGCAGGGAGAGCUACUACAUCAAACAUUCCUGUGAUUGACCUUUCUAAUGCACUGACCCACACCAGGUGUAACAGAGGCUGGGAGAAGUUCAAUAGGUCAACUGACAAUGCAAUACCAGAAUAUGUUUCUUAUACACCAAUGUGUGUCUUUGUACCAAACUACACAUACAAACCCCCACCGAAAAAAGCAACCAAUAAGAUGAGUGCAGCCGUACAGGUUCGCAGUCCACCUAUCUCUGGAACAACAAAAACAGCAAAUGCUGCUGCAAUAUCAAACAAUCCAACUCAAGUUCAACCAUCAGCUUCCACUUCCGGUCCAAUAAAAUCUACUACCUCUGCUACAAAACCAACAAACAGUCCCAUUCCAGUGCAAACAUCAGUUACCAUUUCUGGUUCGACAAAAUCUACUGCCUGUGUUGCUAAACCUACAAACAGCCGAACUGUAUCGCAAACAUCGAUUUUGACUCCUGGUCAAGAAAGGAAUACAACAUCUGCUACUCAAGAUUCGAGUACGUCAAAUGGAGGUCAGAGUCGGCCAGAGCCAUCUGCUCCACCUGCUCCUUACGAUGAAGCUGAAGGUUACAACAUACAUGAUGAUGAGGUACUUCUCCCUAGCUAUGAAGAACUGUUUGGUCAAGGGGCAGCUGAGGGUAAUAUUGAGGUAGAAGAGACUGCCACAGGCAAGGUGUUUAUGUUGAUCAGGUUUCAAUCUUCUCGGCGCCAGGAGUUUGUCAAUUCAAUGAAAAAUUACAGUUCUGGGCUUGAAAAGUUCCAAGGGUAUCUGUCUGCAUUACAGCACAAGGCAAGUAACAUUAAAGUAGGUACAUGGAACAAGGCCAGUCUUCUGGCCAUCCUCACAUUUGAGUGUGCAGACAUGGCUCGAGAUUGGCUCAAAACUACUCCGGAAAUAUGUAUGGAGAAGUGGCUGGGAGGUUGCGACAUUCUGUUAGUUGAAUCAUCAGAACCGUUUCAGCAAGAUCACCAAGUUCUUUCUAUGUCCAACAUUGGCAUAACUGUAGAGGACACAAACGAAAACUUGGCACGAUAUCGGUACCUGCUUAACGAAUACCUGAAACCAUCAAGGGUGCGGAUUGGCGGGGUAUCAGUUGCCUCCUCUAAGGUAAACCAUUGCCUGCGUGGAAAGUGGGAAAUGGAUAUUGAGAAAACUAUCGUAAUUCUGUCUUGGCCGACCAUGGAUGUCCUUAGAAAGUAUAGGGGCAGUGUGGAUCCUGAAAUCUACCAGGAAAGUUUAGAGCUGAGAAACAAGGUAUUUGAAAUUGUGUUGACUGCAGUUGUACAACUUGGUCCGCUACCCAGUCUAGCCAACAGUGAGGAGGAAGAUGGUGGGGAGGUUCAAGCUUCAUAA
This is a messenger RNA of Ylistrum balloti, 2301 nucleotides long. RefSeq lists its product as uncharacterized. The record is from RefSeq and is a predicted model, not a curated record. The coding region runs from base 1 to 2301 and encodes 766 amino acids. Lineage: Eukaryota; Metazoa; Mollusca; Bivalvia; Pectinida; Pectinidae. Gene Ontology annotation, cellular component: cytoplasm. Gene Ontology annotation, biological process: protein transport. The transcript is spliced from 12 exons.